AUGAAGCUAUUCUUUUUCUUAAGAAUAUAAGAUGGGUCCAGCUUGUUGGUUCAUUUGGUGAGUGAAGUCUUUAAACUUCUCAAAAACUUCUUGCUUUUCUUUAUUAUCUUCAACUUGCAGUUAGGAAUGAUAUUCUUAAUCUUUUUUAAGAUUCUGUAAAAUUUUGAAUUCAAUUAAGGAAAUAUUUUGGUAUACAUUUUGAUGUCCUUUGGAAUUUCAACUGGGUAUUUCCAGCAUAAUAAUUAUCAUAAGAAAGCUGAGGUAGUAGUAAUAUAUACUGGGAUCAUCUGGUUAAUAGCUCUUCUGAUUGGGAUUAUCAUGAUCAUGAAUUUUAUAAUCGAUGUUAUUUCAGAAUUUUAUUAAAGAAAUAUGUAGAAAUUAGUUUUGAAAUCUUACAUCGCCAAAGAAAAUUUUAUUGACAAGAAUGAAAAUCUUUAUAGAAAUGAUGACUUGAAAACCAUUAAAUAUUUCCCAAAUUUUAUUAUUUUCAGAAAUUCUUUAAACAAAGAAAUCGACUAUAAUUGGGAAUAGAAAUAAUUUAUCAAAUAUCUAAAGUAUAGUAUAAGGAAAAGAUCUAUUAAGUUUGAAUAAGAAAGAAACAUAUGCUAUCUCUCUAUUCAAACUAAUAAUAAUUAUGAGACAGAUAAAAAUCCUUAUCAAAUUACUAAUAUGAAGAUCUUUAUGAAAAAUUUACUGUACUCAAUAAGAAAUAUGUUAAAGCUUAGGAGAAUAGCAAGAAUGAAUUAUAGUAAUAAUCUAAAGGAGGAAAUGAGCUUGAUGUACAAGUUAAAGGGCAGGAUACCAAAGCCCUAAGGAUUCAAGAAUACUUGA
Stylonychia lemnae is the source of this 831-nucleotide messenger RNA. The record is from the annotation of a GenBank genome assembly. Lineage: Eukaryota; Ciliophora; Spirotrichea; Sporadotrichida; Oxytrichidae.